This is a messenger RNA of Cherax quadricarinatus, 747 nucleotides long. The record is from RefSeq and is a predicted model, not a curated record. Lineage: Eukaryota; Metazoa; Arthropoda; Malacostraca; Decapoda; Parastacidae.
AUGAUACAGUUACUACAGUCAUUCAACUGUGGAAGAAACAAGUUGAAUGAUACAGUUACUGCCUUCACUGUGGAAGAUAACAAGUUGAAUGAUACAGUUACUGUCUUCACUGUGGAAGAUAACAAGUUGAAUGAUACAGUUACUGCCUUCACUGUGGAAGAUAACAAGUUGAAUGAUACAGUUACUGCCUUCACUGUGGAAGAUAACAAGUUGAAUGAUACAGUUACUGCCUUCACUGUGGAAGAUAACAAGUUGAAUGAUACAGUAUCUUUCAGGGAUUAUGUGUCAUUCCUGAUAAAGAGGAACAAGAGACUGAACGACUUAGUAGCUGAUCCAGUCCUCAGCAACAUUCUCAAUGAUUCACCUGCUCCAGUAGAAGAGUCAGUGCUGAGCACUCGGUUCGGUGGAGACCUGGAGCAGGAGUCCCCAGUGUGCGCCUCCAAGGAAACACUUAUAUAUCCCAAGAGAGGCAAGACAACAAAGGACGACUGGGUGUUCGUAGUGAACCAGGAGAACGUGCAGCAAGCUCUUAGAGUGGAGAAAUGCAUCAAUGAAGGCAGUAGCUGCAACUUUGGAAUGCCACUACCGGGGAAUGCAAGAGCAGUGUGUCGCCAGAAGUACGUGUACCGGAGAAUGCUGACUGUAGCCAGCAACAGCAUUGAUCCCGAGGAGGUGCUUAUGCCCUCCUGCUGUGUUUGUUAUGCCAGGGACCAGACUUUCGACAUAUCUGCCUUGGUCAGGAAGUAG